Pyrus x bretschneideri (Chinese white pear) is the source of this 759-nucleotide messenger RNA. Its product is annotated as rubredoxin-2. The transcript has 3 exons. NCBI's taxonomy places the organism in Eukaryota, Viridiplantae, Streptophyta, Magnoliopsida, Rosales, Rosaceae. The coding region runs from base 108 to 617 and encodes 169 amino acids. Gene Ontology annotation, molecular function: iron ion binding. The record is from RefSeq and is a predicted model, not a curated record.
ACAAUUCCACUUCACCUUUUUUGUUCCCACCACACUUUCUUAUCCUCUUCAUAUCUUCCUGUCACUCCAACUCUACUUUUUCACUCACUUCCCUACUAUCCUACACCAUGGCCCUGCAACUGCAGGCACCCACCACAAGAAGCCACCUAGCGCCACCGUCUCCGUUGGCAGCUCCGAAGGGCAAUGCCGGCCUCCGACAACCGCCCGAUCGUUUCGCUCUAAAAUCAUCCUUCUUCUCUUCGUCACACCACCUCUUAUUGCUUUCCCCCAAGCAGAGGCCUCUUGCUUCUUCCGCUGCACCCAAGUUUUCCAUGCGCGUUGCCUCCAAAGGAGCAUAUAUUUGUCGUGAUUGCGGGUACAUAUACAACGACAGAACUCCCUUUGAGAAGUUACCUGACAAGUAUUUCUGCCCUGUUUGUGGUGCUCCGAAACGGAGGUUUAGACCAUACCAGCCUCCGGUGACCAAGGACGCCAACAGCAUAGACGUCCGAAAGCAGCGAAAAGCGCAGCUGCAGAGAGAAGAAGCAAUCGGGAAGGCGCUGCCUAUUGCUGUCGCCGUCGGAGCUGUGGCGCUUGUUGGAUUGUACUUCUACAUCAAUGUCGGCUUUCAGGGAUAGAAAGUGUUACUGUAACCUCAAAUUAGUGAACAUUCGUAGAAUGCUCGUAUCAGGGAGCCUUUUUCUGAAUCUUUCUGUUCAAUUUACUUGCAUCACACCUGCAAUUCAAUGCACAAUAAGAAUAAAGAGAUACCACUUGAAA